CACCUCCUGCUGUGGCGCCUCGCCGCUCACCUCCCCACCCCACCUGCCCGCUGUGGCUCUCCGCCGGAGAUCUCACCGUUUAGGAGACAGAGUUCGCUCUCUCACUGGAGACUGGAAGGACAGGCUGUCUGGGCCUUAGGAAAGGUCCAUGCUGUAUAAGGCACGGGGAAAGAAAAGAAAGAAAAGCAAUGCACAAGAAGGAACGCUUCCACCUGCCGCUUCCUGCCGGCUGCCGGCCUCCCUUCCUAAGCUGAGCUAAGGCUUCCUCUCCACCGGCUGGGGUCGGGGCUCCAGGAGGCCUCGGCGGGUCCUCAUUGGCCCGGACGGCGGCUCUCACGAAGGGUCAUGAACCGGCAUCAUGAGCUUCACCUGGGAACUGAUUACAAAUGCAAAUUCCCUCGACCCCACCCAGACCCACGCCACGGGCAGCUGUGGAGUGGAGGGCAGCGAUGCGCGCGUUAACAGCCUUCCAGCCGAGGGUCGGCGCGCAAGGCCUCACGUGGGCGUCCUCCUUGCAGCUGCGCGGCCAUCCCGCUCCUCCGCCCCGAGCCAUGAAUCUCAGCAGCACCAGCAGCACGGAGGAAAAGGCAGUGAAGACCGUGCUCUGGGGCUGCGAGCUCAGUCAGGAGAGGCGGACUUGGACCUUCAGACCCCAGCCGGAGGGGAAGCAGGGCUGCCGGCUGUUGCUUCAUACGAUUUGCUUAGGGGAGAAAACCAAAGAGGAGAUGCAUCGCGUGGAGAUCCUGCCUCCAGGAAACCGAGAGGACAAGAAGACGCAGCCGGUCACCAUUGCCUCGCUCCAGGCCUCAGUCCUCCCCAUGGUCACCAUGGUUGGAGUACAGCUUUCUCCCCCAGUUACUUUCCAACUCCGGGCUGGCUCAGGACCUGUGUUCCUCAGUGGCCAGGAAUGUUAUGAAACCUGGGAGGAGGAGGAGGAAGAAGAAGGGGAAGAGGAAGAAGAGGAAGAGGAGGAGGAAGAUGAUGAGGAUGAGGAUGUGGAUAUAUCUCUGGAGGAGGAAUCCCCUGUCAAACAAGGCAAAAGGCUGGUGCCCCAGAAGCAGACAAGCGUGGCUAAGAAAAAAAAGCUGGAAAAAGAACAAGAGGAAGUAAGACCCAGCAUUAGAGACAAGAGCCCUGAGAAGAAGGCCAAAGCCACACCCAGAUCCAAAAAGCCAGGAUUCAAGAAAUGAGGAGCUACGCUUUGGGGGCCACAAUGCAGAGUGGGCCUUCCCCAGCCUGUGCUACAGGGACAGAGCACCCCUGCCCCACCCCUGCAUUUGUCUGAAUAUGACAGGGGUGUUGUGGGGGCAACACGAGAGCCCUUCACCCCCACUCUCCACUUUCAGGAGGCCUCUAGUGCAGACCCCCACCUCGGGUCACAAUAAAGUUGUCUGGUCAGGACUUCCCUUCUCUUCCCUGUUGCUGGCCUCCUUACCCACUGCACCAGCCCAAGUGCCCAGCAGAGGGCGGCCUUGAACCAGCGCACCCGGGCCCUGAGGUCAUGCCCCCCUCCCUGGACCCAGCCCCCUCAGCCUGAGGCUGCUGUGUCCCUCCUGCUUGGCACCACUGAUUCCCUCCCAGUGGUGAGGGAAGAGCCUAGAG
Molecule: messenger RNA, 1602 nt
Organism: Cebus imitator (Panamanian white-faced capuchin)
Lineage: Eukaryota; Metazoa; Chordata; Mammalia; Primates; Cebidae
Gene: NPM2
Product: nucleophosmin/nucleoplasmin 2
Exons: 9
Coding region: 387-1190 (267 amino acids)
Biological process (GO): positive regulation of DNA replication; chromatin remodeling
Cellular component (GO): nucleolus; nucleoplasm; cytoplasm
Molecular function (GO): histone binding; RNA binding; chromatin binding
Source: RefSeq, a predicted model, not a curated record